Elaeis guineensis (African oil palm) is the source of this 2160-nucleotide messenger RNA. Its product is annotated as calcium-dependent protein kinase 2. Gene Ontology annotation, molecular function: ATP binding; calcium ion binding; protein kinase activity. NCBI's taxonomy places the organism in Eukaryota, Viridiplantae, Streptophyta, Magnoliopsida, Arecales, Arecaceae. The record is from RefSeq and is a predicted model, not a curated record. Gene Ontology annotation, biological process: protein phosphorylation.
UCCUUCUGAAUUAGUUGUAGUCACGACUGAGUCAGCGGCGGUGCCUUCCUGUCCCUCUCUCUAUCAAACCUCUCCUAAACUUGUACCAUUCGUGAACCUUAUUCUUUCAAAGCUCCUCCAAUUCGAUCCCCUCCCAUCCGCUCUUUCUCCCGUUCUCCCUCCCCGAUUACCCUUCCGUUUUUCUUGAACCUCUGAGAGAUGGGCCACUGCUGCAGUAAAGAGAGAGAUCUCGGACGCAGAGGAGGAGGAGGAGGAGCCAAUGGGUACAGCUCCCACCAGCAACAGCUGAAGCCCAGCCAACCCCCUUCUUCCUAUCAUGGCUACAACCAGCCUCAGCCGCCGCCGCCGCGGCCGACGACGACCGAGACCCGGCAGGUCCCUCCUUCUCCCGUGAAGCCCUCCAUCCCCGCCCCCGCCCCCGCCCCCGCCCCCUUUCCGGUCAUCGCGGCGCCGCGAGGCCCCGACACGAUCCUGGGCAAGGCAUUCGAGGACGUGCGGUCGUUCUACACCCUGGGGAAGGAGCUGGGGCGCGGGCAAUUCGGCGUGACGUACCUGUGCACGGAGAUGGCAACCGGGAAGCGGUACGCGUGCAAGUCGAUCUCGAAGCGGAAGCUGUCGAGCGCGAACGACCGGGAGGACAUCCGACGGGAGGUGCAGAUCAUGCAGCACCUGACGGGGCAGGCGAACAUCGUGGAAUUCAAGGGGGCGUACGAGGACCGGCACUCGGUGAAUCUGGUGAUGGAGCUGUGCGAGGGAGGGGAGCUCUUCGACCGGAUCAUCGCCAAGGGCCACUACUCGGAGCGCGCCGCCGCCACCAUCUGCCGGGCCAUCGUCAACGUCGUGCACAUCUGCCACUUCAUGGGGGUGAUGCACCGCGACCUCAAGCCGGAGAAUUUCUUGCUGGCCACCAAGGAUGAGGGGGCCAUGCUCAAGGCCACCGACUUUGGUCUCUCCGUCUUCAUCGAGGAUGAAACGGAGAAAGGGAUAUUUGAUGCCAUCUUGCAAGGAUAUAUUGACUUUGAAAGUGAUCCAUGGCCAUCUAUAUCAGACAGCGCCAAAGAUCUGGUCAGGAAAAUGUUGACACAGGAUCCAAAGAAAAGAAUCACGUCAGCCCAAGUUCUUGAGCAUCCAUGGAUCAGAGAAGGUGGAGAGGCAUCUGAUAAACCUAUAGACAGUGCUGUUCUUUCUAGAAUGAAACAAUUUAGAGCAAUGAACAAGCUCAAGAAGAUGGCACUAAAGGUUAUUGCGGAAAAUCUUUCUGAAGAAGAAAUUAAAGGGCUGAAACAGAUGUUCACCAAUAUAGACACCGACAAAAGUGGUACCAUCACAUAUGAAGAACUCAAGUCAGGAUUGGCACGACUUGGGUCAAGACUCUCGGAGGCUGAAGUAAAGCAGCUCAUGGAUGCUGCUGAUGUGGAUGGAGAUGGGACCAUUGACUACAUUGAGUUCAUUACUGCCACGAUGCAUCGGCACAAACUUGAACGAGAUGAACAUCUAUACAAAGCUUUUCAGUAUUUUGAUAAAGAUAACAGUGGGUUUAUUACAAGAGAUGAAUUGGAGUCAGCAAUGAAGGAGCAUGGAAUUGGUGAUGCAUCUACUAUCAAGGAAAUAAUAUCGGAAGUUGACACAGAUAAUGAUGGAAGGAUCAACUAUGAGGAAUUUUGUGCAAUGAUGAAGGGUGGAAUUCAGCAGCCAGUUAAACCUGUGUAACUUCUGAUACACAUCUGGUGACACCGCUCUGUUGAAGUGAGGGCCUAUUGAUUUUGAUCCAGAGAUGGGGAACCGUGAAUCAUUAAGAAUGUCAAAUAUCGAAUGGCAUUGAGACCUCAGAAUCACUAAGAAGAUGGUCCACAUUUCAGCUUGUAUCUUCUGUGUCAGAUAGAAGGGAUUCUAUGUGUAUACCUGGCCUUGUUUUUGUUUUUAAUCUUUCUCAUUUGUAUGAUGCGUUUACGGAUGGGCUUGUGAGUGUGCUUGGAAAAGAUCUUAGGUUUAUGGAGAGGUAGAUUUUGCAUUGCUCUACUUUGUAACAUUCAGAACUGCCCAAGGAUUCUGUCUUUCUAGAGAAGAAAUGUUAAGGCACUCGAGCGGUGGAACCUGCUGUGUUCAAGAUGAAGUAUUUUCAAUUUGGUUACCAAAUGUUGGAAAGCAUCUUCAAGCAAA